CGUGUCUCUACGUCGGCGGCGUUUCGCUUCCUGCAGCUAAGUGGUCGUGGUCGGCGCGCGGGGGCUCGGCGUGCAAGGCGGUUGCUCUCACCGCCGGGUGGCAGUAAUUUUCUUGCGUAACCGCGUGUUAGCGGCUGCGUAGGUCGCGUGUAGGCUCUUUAUGCAGGCCUAAAGCAAAGGACUUGCUCUCCAUAAUCAGCUAGCGUUGUAAGGCACUAGCAAGCGCAGAGUAUCCGGGCAGACAGAGCCAAUAGAGGCCCAAGGCCGGGAACGAGCUCUUUGCGAAGUGAUUCGACACCCUCGGUCGACAGGCAAGCGCGGGGCCUCGUCACAAAUGGCGCCCCGCAUCCUUGGCCUCAUUACAUGCACUGCCGCGCUCCAGGCCCCUCUAUCGCGCCCGGCGCGGGCGGCGCCGGCCAGAGCCGUCAAAUCCGCCCUCCUCUCGGAUUAUGUGCUGGACCUCGAAAAGCGCUGCGGCGCGGGGGACGGUGACGCCUGCGACGCCAUCGCGCAGCUCGACACAUUCGCGAAAUCAUUAGAACAAAAGCGAGCACGGCGGGCGAAGGCCGCCGAGCUCCUCCGAGCGGCCGGCCCGCCCUCCGUGGCCACCGCUCCCGCAACGCCGGCGCCGGCCUCGACCGCCGCGAACUUCGCGCCGACGCCGAAGCCGGACUCCGUCGAGGCGGCCUUAAUCAGGCUCUUCGACAGCUACGACCAGACCAAAUCCGGUGCGGUCGCGCUCGACGCCUUCACGAGCCGCUGGGUGAGCGAGCGGAUGCGGACGGUGAGCCGAGAAAACGACCUCACGGGCACGGAGCGGACCUGGGAGGCCCGGCAAGCGCGCGCGGGCGCGCGGCGGAUCACGCGCGUCUUCAGCAAAAAGGGCGGCCGCAUGACGCAGCGCGAGUUCGUCGAGGCCUUCGCGGCCGAGUACGGCAAGCGCAUCGCGCGGGGCCUGCCCCAAUCGCGGGCCGUCGCCGAGAUCCUCACGAACAUGCCGCAGCGCGCGCUCUUCCAGGAGAUGUACGGGUCGGAGUAACAUGCCUUUUUCCGUC
This is a messenger RNA of Pelagomonas calceolata, 1055 nucleotides long. Lineage: Eukaryota; Pelagophyceae; Pelagomonadales; Pelagomonadaceae. The record is from the annotation of a GenBank genome assembly.